ACAUGUUCCAUUUUCUCCUUGAUUUUUCUCAAAUUUUUCGAUUGUAUCUCGUGAAUAACUUUUGUUCUCACGGGUAUAUAAUAAAGUUAGCAAAAUACCUUUAAUCCAAAGUCCACAUAUUUAUUUUUAUUAUUUUAGUAGGUAAAAUUAACGAUCUAGUUUGUUACGAGAAUAGAAAUUAUCCGCAAAAUAUUAACAGAAAAAUAAAAAUUAUAAUGUGUUACAUGGAAGAAAUUGAAAUCACGAAAGGUGUUAAUGGAAUUUAAACCCUUUUGAAAGUAGAAAUCAACUACUAUAAGCAAUAAAUUUCUGCACUGUUUAUUAAGACCAAUAGCUGAUUGAAUUCCCCUACUUUUGUUUCUGACAUUAGAAAUACAGGAAUUGCAGUAAUCUUGUAUAGAAACUUAUUGCUUACUGAAGUGCAGAAUAUAGGGAAAAAGAAAACUAGCUGUGUAGAUAAAUUUGAGCAGAAGAAGUAAAAAAAUAUAUCUGCUUGGAAACUUGCCUUUCACCGUGUGUAAGAUGUUGAUGUCCUUAGGGAUCUGCUGCCAUUUGACUGACCGCUUGUGUCAGGGGACGAUUUUUCUGGUGCCGGACGAGGAACAAUAGGAGAGUCGAGCAGUGUUAGAAACCAAAGGCUACCACCACAAAAAACUCAAUCUUUCAAAGGAGGUAGCAUUUCAUCCUCCAUCAUCAUUUUAGAGAGUUAGACAUAAAAGUUGAAGCAACAAUGACAGAACUGAAUUUUGGGUUUUGCAGAGAAGAGAAACCAGAACUGGUUCCAGAAACAAUUUUCUCGCCAAAUGAUGAGUUGGAAUAAUGAUUCAAACCGUAAUACAGAGCAAGUAGUUGCAGUUGCAGCUGCUGCAUAUGUUAUUGAAAAGAUUGCAGGAUCAAGCAUCCAUGGUCAAAAAAGAAGCAGUGCGGGUCUUGAACCCUCUUUGAUCAAGGAUAAGAGCAUAAGAGAAGUUGAAGGUUCAAUGAAAGGUUCAGAAAGCGCAGAGAGCAAAGUGCCAGUAACUGACGCCACAGAUGGAAAGGCUACUAGACCUGCUCCAUCAUUUAAAAGAGCUCUUACUUUUGCUGAUUACAUUGGCAGCACUAGCAGCACAAAACCCAAAAGUAAUCAGAAACCAGAAAGUGCAGCACCAAAACCUGAUCUCCCUACCAAAAAACCUGAAAGGGCAGCACCAAAACCUGAUCUCCCCACCAUAAAACCUGUAAGCACAGCACCAAAACCCGAUCGUCCCACCAUAAAACCUGGAACUACAGCAGCACGACCUGAACAGCCUCCUACCUUUACACCUGCGGCUCCAGUGAUAGAAGUGAAAAAACAGAGUGCAGCAAUGCCAGAGACAAAAGCAGAGGAAUGGGAAAAAGCUGAGAUGGCGAAGAUCAAAGAACGGUAUGUGAAGUUAAAUAGCACUAUACUUGCCUGGGAGGAAAAGAAGAAGAAGAAAGCCACAAACAAGCUCAACAAAGCAAAGAGUGAAUUGGAGGAAAAGAGAGCACGUGCCUUAACCAAAUUUAGGAAUGAGAUGGAAUAUAUCAAACAAGUGGCAGAAGGAGCAAGAGUGCAGGCAGAGGCAAGGCAAAGAAGUGAUGUGCUUAAAGCAAAGGAAAAGGCAAAUAUAAUUAGAACAACAGGAAAAGUUCCAAGGACAUGCUUCUGCUGCUGAAUGUAAAUAAUUAUGUAGAGUCAUAAGUUUUAAGUCACAUAUGUAAAGAUCAUUUUCACAACGCUGUGACUAACUCAAGCAUGCCAAUCACAAGCAGAGACACCAGUAAUUGAAUAAUUUAACACUUGCUUCAAUGAGAAAUUACUUAAAGGACCUCAAGUAGUUUUACUAAAUCUUUCUGCCAAUUUAUGUUUGGUAUGAACAUAUAUGAAGACAUAUAGUAGCUGAUACAGGAAAAAUGCACCCGAUUGUCCUUAGAGUUUCUUACUCAAUCAAAUUAUAUGUUUAGAAUGCUAGGAAUAUGGUGAUCAAUUGCAGAAUGAGUUUUCUCUCAUUUUGAUUAUGAAGGAAUUUGAAUACUCUCCUUUAGAUAUUAAGCAUGAAAGGAAUGGCACAUGCAGAAGGUAAUAAUUAGAGAGCUGAACCAUUUCAGUUGUUCAUAAGAUGCAAGUACUAGAUGCGAGCCCAAGCAAAAACCGGGACAACCCCUCCACCCCUGUUCCUUUGAAAUCACCAUCAACAUGAAGACUGAACCAAAAACUAUGCCAUUUCUGCAUU
This is a messenger RNA of Theobroma cacao (cacao), 2237 nucleotides long. NCBI's taxonomy places the organism in Eukaryota, Viridiplantae, Streptophyta, Magnoliopsida, Malvales, Malvaceae. The record is from RefSeq and is a predicted model, not a curated record.